GUCUUGAACGGUUCUUUUGCUGAAUUCCUUCCGUUUGGUUCCGUAGCGGCCAAGCACAUCCGCGGCAGCACUACCACGGUACCACCGUAAGUGGGUUAGGAGAAAGUGCACUUUUUAGCACGAGCAGCGAUAACGCUGCCGCAGCCGUUUUUCAGUUGGGGUCUGCCCGCUCGACAUCGACGGUCGUGCCGCUUCUUAUCACAUCCUCUGUGCGCGCUACUUCUGGACACUGUAACAAUCACAAAUUCAAAUUCUAACAUCAAAAAUGGGCGUUGCAGGACAAACUGAAGAAUACAUUUGCGCGCUAGACGACACAGAGAAGAAAAAGGCACUGGACGAACUGAGGGAAGAUGAAAACAGCAGAGACCAAUCGCUGCAACAAAUGCGCGACUGGAUUGCCAAACAUCCUAACAUCAAGAAGUGUAGGACAGAUGCCCCAUUUUUGCUAAGAUUUCUUCGAACAAAAAAGUUCAGCGUCCCUCAAGCAUGUGAAAUGUUGGAACGAUACCUGACCAUCAGACAACUCUAUCCCCACUGGUUCCAAAAGCUGGACUGUGAAGAUAAAGAAUUAGCAGAAAUUAUUGACGCUGGGUACUUGGUUCCCCUUUUAGAAAGAGAUAACGGAAGAUUGGUGCUCUUCAGUUGUGCAGGAAAAUUCGACCCCCACAAAUACACGGCAGCACAUAUGAUAAGAGUCCACAGUUUAGUAACAGAAGCGUUGAUGGAUGAUGAAUUGAACCAAAUCAACGGAUAUACUUACAUCAACGACGAGAGCGGGUUCCAGAUGGCACACAUUUCUUUGUGGUCCUUGACGGACGUUAAGAAUAUUCUUAGAUGCAUCCAGAAUACCACACCAAUGCGACACAAAGCUAAUCAUUUCCUGAACAUAUCUCCUAGUGCAAUUAAACUAAUAGAUUUCGCCGUAUCACUCUUGAACGAGAAACUGAAGAAUCGAAUAUUUAUGUACAAAUCCGCUGAAGAACUGUAUCCGAAACUAGACAAGAAAAUACUUCCAAAAGAAUAUGGAGGCGAAGUUCCAUUGAAAGAGAUGCUGGACAAGUUCAAGGCACUAUUGAAAGAGAAGAGAGAAAAAGUCCUAGCCUUGGAUGAUAUGUAUAUAGAAAUUGAUGAGAAAAGUUGUCCUUUGGUGUCUGAAAUGAACGAAGAACUUGGUCUUGGGAUAGAUGGUUCUUUCAAGAAAUUAACUGUUGAUUAGUAUGCCUAGUAACUGUAUAAGAUGUCUCGAAAAAGUAUCCAUACUUCCAGUAAGGUCUGACAAUAUGUCUUAAGUAGUCAAGGUAUUAAUAACUGAGGUCUCCUAGAUAAAACCUGAGCAUUUCACCGUGUCGGCGUCAUUAAAGAAUCAGUUCCUUCUUAAUAUCUGCAGAAACUGUAACGUCAUCAUUGUCAAUGUAUUCUCUAACAAAGAUAAACAUCCAGCUAAAUAAGCUUAUAAAGUAUCAGUACCAUAAAAAGGGUAUACUUUUUUAGAGACAGUAUGUAUUAUCUAGUUAUGUGAUUUUUUUAAGGAUAUCUCAAUGUGAUAAAGGAAUGAAUUGUUUGUACAGCUAGGACUCCCAUAUCUGGAAUAUUAAAUUUAGAUAAUUAUUAUACUGAAUGGUAUAACAAUGUCGUGUAAGCUAUAUUAUAGGUUCUAUAAGUUUACGUUACUAGAUUAGUCGUGAAAUAAUUGUUAUUUAAUUUAUAUAGUUUUAUAUAAUGAGAUUUUGGCAACAGUUUAGCAACAACAUUUUUCAUAAUUUAUUGAAAACAGAAUAGACACCAAAGACUUUUCUCAGAAGAGAAUAUUAAAUUUUGAAUACUGGUUUGGUUCUUUGUUAAAAUGUUUGUUAUGUGUUGAAGCAAAUGUUCAGUUCCACAUUAGUAUAUUAAAUAAUUCAAAUUUCAGUAACAAAUUUCCACAGUUUAGCUCUUUAGCUAUCGAAGAUAAAAAUAUAUCUAUAUCCAAACUAUUGUUGUUAUAUUGUAAUCAAAUAUUUUUUAUAUAUUAGAAUGAAUUUCAGCGAUAUGAAUGAUUUGGGAUAAUCUAAAAAUAUAUAAUUUUUUAAUAAAUGUAACUAGUUCUUAAGAUCUACUUAAAGAAGUCCGAGGUGGAACCAAGUUACCAAUGUCCAUUUUUGUAAUGUAACUUAAUUUUACUUUUAUACUUAUCUUUAAAUGUAGACUAAAAUUUUAUUGUUAAUCAUCUUGCUUUUGUUAUACAUUAUUAUUCUGGAUGCUCAAACACAAGAGUACUAUUAUAGGCAUAAAAAACUGUUGUACACUUAUUACUAUGGUUGAAUAAAGAAUUUUGUUGUUA
This is a messenger RNA of Acanthoscelides obtectus, 2320 nucleotides long. Lineage: Eukaryota; Metazoa; Arthropoda; Insecta; Coleoptera; Chrysomelidae. The record is from the annotation of a GenBank genome assembly.